Molecule: messenger RNA, 4036 nt
Organism: Pezoporus occidentalis (night parrot)
Lineage: Eukaryota; Metazoa; Chordata; Aves; Psittaciformes; Psittacidae
Gene: CCNY
Product: cyclin Y
Exons: 9
Coding region: 548-1384 (278 amino acids)
Biological process (GO): regulation of canonical Wnt signaling pathway; regulation of cyclin-dependent protein serine/threonine kinase activity
Cellular component (GO): plasma membrane; cytoplasmic cyclin-dependent protein kinase holoenzyme complex
Molecular function (GO): cyclin-dependent protein serine/threonine kinase activator activity; protein kinase binding
Source: RefSeq, a predicted model, not a curated record
GGGAAUUGAGUAAUGGAUACAAGGGAAAAUACAGUAAAGAAAAAGUAAGGUAGGGAAAAAAAGUGAUUAAAAUGGAAUUUGGAGUGUAUGUGUAGCCUGUCUUUAUAGGAUUUUGUCCAUUAGAACUUUGCAUGUGGUAUAAUUGUGAUUAAAACACUGUUAAAUACUUAACUGUGUUCAAAAUUUCACGGUUAAUAGGUAUUAAUUUUCAGUUAUGUACUCUUAUGAGGUUUACACACAGUUUAUCAGAAUUGUUUACUACCUGUAUAUUGCAACAUGCAAUACUAGACAAAUACUUUGGCUAUUCUUAGAAAUUAAUAUCUACCAUCAUUUUGGUGUUUCCUUUUCAAUUACUUCAGUCCUUUUCUGGUAAUAAAUGCUGUAAGGGGAACUAAAGUGUAGUGUAAUGUUUUAGCAGGACUUAAGGUGGUUUAACUUUUACUAGGCAAUCAGAAUUUUCCUGCUGUUCCUGUUUAAUUCUGUUUCUUAUAUAAUGUCCGUAAUUGUGGAUCUGAGCAUGUACUAAGUGACAUGGCUAACAUCUGUCAUGUGUGAUUCUCCUUUCUGCUCCCUGGGAGGAAAAUUAUUGAGAGAAAAACGCAAGAGUCUCUAUAUAAACCACCAUCCUCCUGGGCAGUUGAGAAGGAAGUACAGUUCCUGCUCCACUAUUUUCCUGGAUGACAGCACAGUCAGUCAGCCAAACCUCAAGUAUACCAUCAAAUGUGUAGCUCUUGCAAUAUAUUACCACAUCAAAAACAGGGAUACAGACGGAAGAAUGCUCUUAGAUAUUUUUGAUGAAAACCUUCAUCCCCUUUCGAAAUCCGAAGUGCCACCAGACUAUGACAAACAUGACCCGGAGCAGAAACAGAUUUACCGCUUUGUUCGGACGUUGUUUAGUGCUGCUCAACUGACUGCUGAAUGUGCCAUUGUCACCCUGGUAUACCUUGAAAGACUUUUAACUUAUGCAGAGAUAGAUAUUUGUCCAGCAAACUGGAAGCGAAUUGUAUUGGGUGCAAUUCUACUGGCAUCCAAAGUUUGGGAUGACCAGGCAGUGUGGAACGUGGAUUACUGCCAGAUCCUGAAAGAUAUCACGGUCGAAGACAUGAAUGAGCUGGAACGCCAGUUUCUUGAGCUGUUGCAGUUCAAUAUCAAUGUUCCCUCCAGUGUUUAUGCCAAGUAUUAUUUUGAUUUGCGUUCCCUGGCAGAAGCAAAUAACCUGAGUUUUCCUUUGGAGCCCCUCAGCAGGGACAGGGCAUAUAAACUUGAGGCCAUUUCCCGCUUGUGUGAAGAUAAAUACAAGGACUUCAGGAAAGCCGCAAAGAAACGGUCAGUCAGUGCUGACAAUCUGACUGUGGUUAGAUGGUCCCCCGCUAUUAUCUCCUAACAGAGGAGACUGGAAUAUUCCUAUGGACUACUGUUUCAUCCAUCCAUUUUUUUCGGGGUGGGCGGGGGGAGGGGGCUAAAGAAAAAAGACUUUUGAUUUUUUUAUUUUUAAAUCUGUCAAGCUGCCUUUACAGUGCCUCCCCAUUGUGUAGCACACGAGUACAUACCUAGUGGAAGGAGAAAUGGAGAAAGCCGUGUUCGGGAGAGAAGAUGGGCAACGAUUCUUUUCUCACUCUCGCUAACAGCUUUAACCUUUUUAUGAGGAAACAGCAAAUUAGGUGCUUGGAAGAAGAAACAAAAAAUGAAGUAGAGGCAGAAAUACAUGUAGGAACUGUGCCAUUUUCUAAUCAGCUGUACUCAUGAAGAGAAAUGGCAGCAUGAAAACAAACCAUGUAGUCAGAUGACUGUGCGCUAGAGGAAUGAAAUUGCGAGAGUUCCAUCAUAAAGGUUUCUCUUAAUAUCUUUUUUAUUUUUUGUUGUUUUUUUUUCAUUCCUCAUUGCUGCUUCCCAGGAUAAAUUCUUCCCUUUGCACAGCAAGAAAUACGAAGUCUGUAUUUACAGUAGCACAAGCCCCUGAAUAAAUAGUGUUGGGUUUUUUCACUGCACUUUUCUCUGUAAGCUGUCUUAUUAGCAUUAUUCUUCAUAAUUAUUAUGCAUAUGUUAUAUUUCUUGUAUGCCUUUUAUUGUAUUUCAAAAGAGAGAACUUGACCAUAGUGCUGAACCAAAAGUGUGUACAGGGAUCAGAAGAUCUUCGUAAUUUCAUGAUGUGUUUUAUUUAUAGUAUACUUGGGUGCGUGUGCCUUCCUGAGUUCUUGGAAUCAUUUAUUUUUCCUUAAUAUAAAGAUACAGUUAUUAAAAUAUUCAGAUGAUGAUGAUAAGACUUGGGCCAAAUCUCUGAAAUUUGCAACAGAUCUUGUGAUCCUUUUUGCAGAUUUUCAUAGCAUUAGAAGUUUAGCAGAAUUCAUUCUGAGGGAGAUUAUUUUGGUUUUGUAUGGCCUGACUAGUUCAUUCCUUCACAUCCAGGUCCAUUGUUGCAAGCAAUAGUCUCAAUUUUUAUAUGUUUACUUUAAAUCAAAGCGUGUGUUUGUAUAAAAUAAAAAAUAAUAAAAAAAAAAGCAAACCAGUUGUUCCAGUGAGAAGCCCUGUGGAAGAGCAGGAUGCAAAUCUUAACGAGAUAAUUGUCACAAAUAGAUUUGGUUUUGAAACUAAAAUACAGACCCUCAUGUUCCUCAACCUAGGUGCUUAUAGAAAUUAACAGUAAACGAGCUGUGAACAUAAUUUUCAACUCUGAUUAUUAUGCUCUUCUGUUGUUGUUACUAGUUCCCUGUUACCAUGGCUGUUGCCCCCUUGGAAUUUGUAAGAGCCUUUCAUAGGAAAUAACUUGUCAGUAUAAGCAUUUGCUUUUAUAAUUUCCCGGGGUGAUUCCUUCCCCCCUCCCCCCCCCCCUUUUUUUUUCUUUUGCAGUUUAGACAGGUAACAGCUGAAAACUCUCAGUUCCCUGAAAUCCUUUCUCGGUAACUAUCACUGAAAUGAAUAGCAACAGACGGCCCUGAUUUAUGCACUACUGUGGUAAACCAUGAAGAUUCUGUAUUUGUUUUAUUAAGCCCUAUGGGCUUGUAGCAAACCUAGGGGCCCAGAGCUGCACACUUAACUUCCAGUGCAAUGCUAAUCGGGUGCCUCCAGGCAGAGAAGCACUGACAGGAUUGAAGUAGUAAUACCAAACAGUUUCCUGUUAACUUUCUAAUGUGAUUUGUGUAGUUUGAGACAUGAAGGUUUUGUCCAUAAAUUCUCCUGACGUCCUUUGGGCCUUUAAAAUAAUCUCAUUCUCAUCACUUCUUGUUGUGCCAAUGCAUCAGAACUGUGAGUAUCCAAGUCCAUUUUCCCCUUGAAUGUGGAAUGUAAGGAAAGUGUUUAUAACAAUACAAAUGCAAAUUACAGCAUUUGAAACCUCUUUACAGAUAGUAUCUAAAGGAACAUUUUCAGAGCAUUUGAAACUCAUCCUUUAUAAGCAUAAAUUUAGGCUUUAAAAUAUGUAAAAUAUUUUGAUUUAUCAACACUUUGCUAAACUAUUUUCCAUUUAACUUGAUAUCAGGAAUAUUGGUUUUAUCCAUUUCUGGGUGAUGGAGAUAUGAACUUUGGAUUAUGUAAAGAUCUCAAUGCAUCAACUAUAAUUUUUGUGAAGUUUAUUAAACUACUUUAAAGAUUGUAUAGUCUAUUUAUUGUAUGUAUGUACAUACAGUCUGAUACUUUAAAAAGUGGAUUCCGUAAAACCUGGCUCGGUCUUGUUUAGACUAUUGAAUAUCGUUUUAGCCUUGUGCACUGGAUUCUACCUCUGUAUAGGAGAAUUUUCCAUAUUCUUAAUUAGUACUGAUUCUGUGAUUAACUUGGUUAUGUUUCUUGCACUAAGAAUUAAAAAAAAAACAAAAAAUCUGCUGUGUGGAUUUUUUUCUUUAGUUUAAGUUUUGCCAGAUGAAUCCUCUACAUUUAGGUGGAUGUUUCUUUCCCUCAUGGUUAUAGAAUAAUUCUUUGCUUUUUCUUCUGCUUUGUUCCAAGGUUGCCAAAAAAUACAGUACUUACCAGUAAAUCUUAAUGAGUGUCUUUUGUUUGCAAGGUAUUCUAUACCAUGUAAUUAAAAAUUAAUUAUUAUUUAGGA